Molecule: messenger RNA, 1397 nt
Organism: Vitrella brassicaformis
Lineage: Eukaryota; Vitrellaceae
Source: the annotation of a GenBank genome assembly
AUGCGAAUGGUCGCCCGCCAGUCAAGGCUUUGUUUGAUCGGUUCUCACGUCUCUGGACGUCAGAAUUCAUCGCUCACACGCACACACACCAUCAAACAGUCAAGGUGUAAUCAGGUCAUACACACAGUCAUCCACCCGAUUUGUCGGAUCCGGAAACCGUCACCACAACAAAUUCGAACGGCCUAGCUCUCCAAUCACUGUCCGUCACAGCACCGAGAGAAGAUACGUCCAUCACAGGCCGACCAUACGUCAUUCAGCCACAGGACUCGGACAGCACCAGCUGGCGGAUGCGGCGAUCGCGCUCGUUGUGUGUGCGGAGGCGCGAGAUGUCUGCUCCGGCCUUCAGCAGAAUGCGGAUGCUGGUCUUGAGAUUCGGGAUGGUCUCGGUGCGGAGGACCUCCCUGUGGUGCUCAUCCCCGUCGCCCCUGUGCAGCGCCUUAAGGCAUAUGUCCAGCUCUGCGGCUGCACGCUCGAGGGGUGUGUCGGUGGUCAUGCCGUAGUUUCGGAUGUCGUCGUUGCUGCCAACGGCGUCCAUGAACUCGGUGCCGAUGUUACAGCAGAGGUAGUCGACGCCAUGGUGGAAGCCUGAGUGUGCAGCCAUGUGUAGCGGGGUGGAUCCCUCAUGGUUUCCCGCCGUCAGGUUGGCUCCGUUGGCCCGAAGCAGGUCCAAGUAGGUGUCGAUGAAGUCCUUGGAGAGGGAGGGAGGGGCGAGCGAUGCCUCAUGCACCAGAUUGCACUCGAUCUCGUCCGCUUCGGUGGCCAGACUGCGGUCGCGCUCGACGAGUCGCCGGUAGAAGUACAGCAGCAGCUGCUCGUAUUCGGCGCUCGGGCGAGCAUGUUGGUUGUCUCGUGGCAGCACCAUGGCCAUCACGCCGCGCAGCUGCACGCCCCGGUCCAGGAGGAGGUCGAAUGCCGCCCGGUUGCCGCCAGAGAUGGCCACCCGGAUGGGCCUGGUCUCCUUGAGGAUCACCUCGCUCAUGUCGGCUCCGGCGUCGAUGAGAGCAUUCAUGAUCUGCGCCUCCACCUCGCGCGAAGGCCACCUGGGCAGGGCGACCGGAUGAUGCCAGUCGAUGUGGCUGUCACGCGCCCAGAUGGACGGCAUACUGUCGUCGGUGAGGUUGUCAAUGGCGAGGCUGAGCAAAGGGUAGAGCCACGGGUGGUUCCCUGUGCUUCGAAGCACCUCCAGCCCCGGCAUAGCAUUGGCUUUUGCCCCCCGCCGGAUGAGCUCGGUGACUUGUUGCGCUUGCCGGAUGGUCCGAUAGAUAAUGCCCUGAGCCAGCUCCUUGGUGGCCUCGUCAUUGAUGCGCUGGAGGUCGAAGCGGAUCCUGAUGCCGCCAGGGCCCACCCAGCCGCGGGGCUCACCAGCCUGCGCAGAACUGGACGGCUCACUCAUUGCC